Eriocheir sinensis (Chinese mitten crab) is the source of this 11171-nucleotide messenger RNA. RefSeq lists its product as uncharacterized. The coding region runs from base 933 to 3710 and encodes 925 amino acids. The record is from RefSeq and is a predicted model, not a curated record. The transcript has 6 exons. NCBI's taxonomy places the organism in Eukaryota, Metazoa, Arthropoda, Malacostraca, Decapoda, Varunidae. Gene Ontology annotation, biological process: vacuole organization; endosomal transport. Gene Ontology annotation, molecular function: ATP binding; ATP hydrolysis activity.
AUUGCAUCACCGGCGACUCCUGACAACUGUCUUCCACUAGCUUCCACGAACUUAGUGACUUGCAUGGCGGAGUUUGCACCCGAUGUCCUGUGUUUCUUGUAAGACGUCGACAGUGAGUGCUUUUCCUACUCCUGUGUGACGCCAGGCCUGCCCCGCGCCCCUGUUCACCCCCGGGUAGCCGUGGCCCAGGUGAUGGCGCGGCGAGGUGCUCGUGAAUUAAGAGUGUAAAUGUGUCGUGAUGGUUGAUAAUUAAUGAAGAAGAACGUCUUGUAGGCGUGUGAGGGCAGCCACCACCAGAGGGGGAGGGGUAAGGCAGCCAGCUCCCGCGCGCGCAGCAAAAUCGCGCAGGGCAACCGAGUCCACGGCAAGACUCUCGAGACGCUCCCGCAAGUCCCGCCGCGCUCGCCUGCCUGCCUCAGUUCGGUCACGACUGGUGAGGCAUAUGGACUUGCUGCGCUCCGGUCAGUGCGCUUUGAGCUAAAUUGCACGGAUAUUGGGCGGUCAGAGCUGGUUCCUGGCACGCGAGACCCGCCGCUGUGACACUGACGGCGAGUGCUGAUUGAUAAUUUGCCGACCAACAUAAUCAGUGAAUUAGUUUUUUGGUUAAGGUUUUAAUCUGGUGAUAUGGAUGUUGGUUUUUUGUAGCCAUUACUAGUUCUUCUUGUUUUUAAUCGGAAACCAAAGAUUGAACAAGUAUUUAGCGUGUGAAUCAGGAAGAACAGCUCGCCCCAAAACAACAACACCGCCACAACACCCCCUCCCGGAUACAGAGGGUCGACGGGACGAGAACGAAGCGCCUCGCCUCCACUGUCUUAGACUUCGAGUAAGGUGACGCUGGAAUCCGUCUUCAUGGCCCGGUGUUGAGGCAGUGCGGACUCCGGACUCAGGAUUAAGACCCACCAUCGGAGUCCUCAAGGAGCAGCGCAGCAAAAAUGGACCCGCCCAACAUGGACAUGGAGCUCUUCGAGGCCCUGCUCGCCAACAUGCAGCAGAACCUCCCUCCGGGCGGCGCGGCUUACGAUGACGACGUCGACGAUGAUGACGACGAUUUCGAGGACGACGAUGACGACGACGACGACGACGAAUACGAAUACGGCGGAGGCCACGAACACAGCAUCCACUCGAUGCCCAACCCGUACGGCGGCGGCGGCGGCGAGGGCGGCGACCUGGCGCUGCCUACCAUGCAGACGAUGAGCAUCCUGCAGGGGCUGCUCAACAUGAACCCCGCGGCGCUGCCCGGCGGCAUGGGGGACAUGGGCGGCGCCAUGACCGGAUCCAUGAACAGCGGCAUGGGCGGCAUGGGCUCCCCGAUGGACGGCGGCGCUGGCAGCUUCCUCUCCAACAUGCCCUCCUUCCUCCCCAACAUGAACCCCGAGAUGGCCGGCUCGCUGGCGGGCGCCUUCGCGGGCGGCAUCGGCGCGCUCAUAGACGGCUUCGCCGGCGGGCCUGGCGGAGGCGGCGGCGGCGGCGGCGCCAACAUCACCGAGUACCACGAGGAUGACCUUCUGUCCGAUGAGGAGGACGAGGAGGACGACGACGAGGAUGACGAGGACGACGAAGAGCUUGAAGAGCGAGUCGGCAUGGGCUCCGUUGCUGUGGCGGCUGCGGGCGUGGCAGCAGUGGGGACCGUGGGCGGCAUGAUGGCCUCCAGACUACUGGGGUCCGGCGGCCCGCACCCCGCCCACAUGCAGCACCCCGACCACCCCGCCCACGCCCCACACCCGUCCCAUGGCCACGGCCCCGCGCCUCUCGGCUUCACACACCCUUACCCCGCGGACAUACUCAGCCCACCCACGGCACACCCACAGCUGCCACCUACCACGCACCCGCAGCUGCCGCCCGCCGCCCACCACACCAGCAUGGCGCCCAGCAUGAGCGGUGGCUCGGUGCGAAGUGUCGACCCCCUCGCCGGUGUGCCCAUGGGCCUGGCGGGCGUGGCUGCCGGCGCCAGCCUCUUGGCGCCGGUGGUGAGCAGCUUACUCAGCUCCAGCAAGCCCGCCGCCAAGCUGGACAACUCCGACGCCUCCAAUGCCACUCUGGUGGGCGACGACUCGCUCAACUCCACCAAGACACUCUCGCCAGCUGCCCCCACCACUGCUGCCGCUGCCGCUGCUGCCGCCGCCGCCGCCACCGCUGCGGCACUCGAGAAGACCCAUAUCUCCCCGCCCAGCAAGGAAAACCCAAAACCCACCUCCCCAGAACCCAAGCAGGACCCCAAAAAGGUUGAGGCCGCCAAGCCUGCGGCGACGCCUAAGAAAGACGAGAACGAGAAGAAGCAGGAGAGCGUAAACGAGGAAACAACUGACGUGACCGAGACUCGCGAAGAGACGCCCAAGCCCACGCGUGUCCCUUCCCCGAAGGAGGACCAAGAGGACGACAAGUCGAGUGUUGGGUCCGACUCCGUGCCGGGCUCAGAGGAGGCGGUGGACGGCAAGUCCGACACAGAGAGCGUGAGGAAGAAGACGCCGUCGCCCGUGCUGGUAGAGAAGAUGGGCCGCCUCAGCCCCACCGGCAGCGAGUCCACGCCCGUGCUGGAGUCCGCCAGCUGUGCCUCCAUCACAGACCUGGCCAGCGCCACGGAGUCCAUGCGAGACUCCGACACCGACAAUCACUCGGACGCCCACAACGUGACGGCAAACCUCUCGGACCUAGACAACGACCUGCACGAGACGCAGCAGCCCAAGGUGCGCGCCCCGCCGCAGUACGCCGUCGGCGGCCACCUGCCCAUCGUGAUCGAGAAGCCCACGUUCGGCUGGCAGUCCAUGGUGGGCCUUGACACCGCCAAGGAUGCCCUCAAGAGCCUCUUCAUGAGCGAUACCUUCCCAGAGGUGUACGAAGGCACGCAGGGCACGUGCAAGGGCGUGCUACUCUUCGGGCCCGUCGGCUCCGGCAAGACCUGCCUUGCACGAGCCCUCGCCAAGGAGGCUCAGGACGCCAUCCUGAUCGGCAUCUCAACGGCGUACCUGGCGACGCAGCCGCCGCACGAGGCGCCCAAGAUCGUCCGCUACCUGUUCGACCACGCCCGCAUGCACAGCCCCGCCGUCAUUCUCUUCGACGAGGUGGACGCUCUCUGCUACGACCGAUCGAGCGAAACCGCGCUCAAGGCCAAGAUGGAGCUGCUCCACCAGAUCAGAGCUCUCACCACCCUCAACCCUCCGUACCCCCCUGGCAUCAACCCCGACGCCUUCAACGACGGCAUCAUGGUCCUCGGAACGACUAACCAGCCCUGGCUCCUCGAGGACGACCUGCGCCGGAUCUUCACCUACAACAUCCACGUGAAGCUGCCGGGCGAGAAGGCGCGGGAGGAGCUGUUCCGAAUGUUCCUGCAGACGCUGCCACACACCCUCACCGAUGACCACUUCAAAUGCCUCGUAGCCAAGAGCGAAGGGUACAACGCGGCCGACAUCAACAUGGUGGUGAGGCAAGUGGUGGCGCAGAGGUCCCCGACAGACCCCAACAAGUACAUCCAGAACGUCAAUCGAGUCAUUACCUACGACGACCUCGCCACUGUCAUGACGGAGUACAGGUGUCGAUUCACGGAGGAGGCGUCCAACAAGUACCAGACCUACAUCAAGUCCGCCACACACAGAUCAGAGGAGCGGCGGGAAGACACGAAGAAUGAGGAGAAGGGGAAGCCCAAGGGCGUCAAGAAGUUCGGCCAGAGGAUCGCCAAGUCCAUUGCUGCCGCGCUCGUUGCUGUGAUAGAUUAAUCUGUGUUUAGCUUGUAGUGAAAAAGACAGCCCUGGCGCGGCGGCGGCGGACGCGGCGACGGCGGCGGCAGUGGCGUGGGUGGCAGCGGCCUGGCCUGACGUGGCGCGCCGCACAGUUGUAUCUAGCCUUGUAUAGUCUGUCUGUGAUGAAACAUUAAGUAAUAAUUACACCUGCGCCGGCCACGGCCUGAGGGAGGCGUGGCGGCGAGCGGCGUGUCCAGGGGGUCUCUCCGAGGCCUCGCCAGGGCCUGGGGAACUUAGUCACUGAGUCAUUACUUCCUGAUCCCUACCACCACCACCACCACCACAACACCGUGAUCCCAAGCCAACGUUCCGCCUGCUGCCUGCUGCCUGCUGCCCUGCCUGCGCCCGCCCCACCAGCGCCCCACGCAGGCAGCAGCCCACCGGAGCCGCAGCGGCCCCCGGGACCACUAGUGCCUUUGUGUUGACUUGUGAACUGAGUCUGAGUUGUGGUGUGUCGCGCCCCGCGGCCCUGUGUGUGUGCGGGCGUGAGGACCCUCGGCGGGGGGCGCCGGCCCCAGGGGGCGGUCGGAGGUGCUGGUCUGUGUUGUACAAAUCUUCGAUAGAUAAUCAUCCAUUUCGCCUAAGUCACGUGAUCUCAAAAGUGCGUAUGCGGUAACUUCCCGUUUUACUAUUAUUAUUAUUAUUAUUAUUAUUAUUAUUAUUAUUAUUAUUAUUUUCUUUUUUUUGUAGGUCAAAAUGCGAAUUGUUUAGUGAUCUAAAGUGAUAAUAAUCAUACAUUAAGUGUCUUGGUCAACAUUACAUUAUCUCGUGCAUCAUGAUUGUGGUAUUUGUUGUCGUCAGUCUUGACCCGAAAACUCGCCCAAAAGACAAGAGCCGAGCGUCGCGUCGCCCCAACACGCCCGUAGUGAGCCUCUGUUAGCGUUCCCUUGCUUCGGUCGCGACGCUGCGGUGCUGGGAGGGUGCGCAUGUGACGCACCCCAGAGUGGCAUUGUGAAGGCUUGCGCGCUGGCCGGCGGCGGGAGGACGAGACUCGUGGCCACACCACAAACACUUGUUCACGCUCCGUCUGCCACACUGUUUGAUGUAAGCAGCCCUUCCCUUGCUCCCCAAUGGUCUUUCAGUGCCCCUCCAAAGUGACCUUAGCCUGUAGUGCAACAUGCUGAGUAUCCCCUCAAGUCGACCUUAGCUUCCCUUUGAGGCCUCAUCCGCCACAGCUGUUUAUUAUGCAAGAUGUCACCUUCCUGUCCCUUGCUUUCCAGUACUGCAAGUCAAGUACACCUGUAACUCAGUAGUGCAAGUUAGUGUCCCUUCAAAAUUACCUUAGCUUCCCUCUGAGGCUCCGUCCGCAACACUGUUUGAUGUGCGAGGACUGUAAGCAUCCCUUCCCUUGCUUCCCUGUAGUGCAAGCCUGUAGAUGUCCCUUAAAAGCAAGUUGGAGGUCAACCUUAGCCAGUAGUGCAAGUCUUUCAGUACCCCUUCAGAUCGCCCUCAGACAAGCUCUUAGGAGCGUCCACAAGUAGCUGCUACACCCUUGCCUCCCUUAUGUUUGUAAGGGCCCUCAAGUCCUCUUCAUUUGGCAUUACCCGCGUGUGGGUGGAGAGAGCGACAAGGCCUCCCGAGCUCCGGCUAGCGCGCGACGCCUGUGGUGUUAUAAAGACAAACUAGUGCCUGUUUGAGCCUCCAAACAACCUGUGUGUGUCUACAGCGAGUCAGCGCCUCCCACGAGCACGCUUCCGUCACUCAAGGGCUGCCUCGCGUCCAGGCGGGCAGAGCCAUCACCUGUUAGACUCCUGAUGAACUUUACUGUUUGGUUAUUUUUGGCGUGCGUACGUGAAUUCUUGCUCCAAUGUGGCGCUGCUGGCGGUAUGAGGAGUGAUUUGACUCGACCCUUCCUGACCUACCUACCCACCCUCCUUACCCUCCCAAGUCCCCUCCUCCUCCGUGGUCGUGUUGUGUAGAGCUUGGUGUGGGUGUAGGCGGCGCUGCGCUAAGGUGGUGCUUCUCUGCAGGUCUGGGAUGCGGGAAUUCUUGCUUCUGUGCUUCUCUUAUCCAGUACUGGUUCAGCAUAUUGUCCAAGAUUUGUCAAGUGACGUUUUUUCUCUUAAGCGGGGCAAAUGGGUUAUGGUGAGUUUCGUUUUUUAUAUCAUAUCGUUUAUAUAUAUACAUACUUUUUUUUCCUUGUUGACAUUUAUUUUACUUCACGUCUGUUGGCAUCUUUUUCACUGGACCUUCUUUCUGCUUUUUUUUUUCUUUUUUUUUCUGUGUUAGUCUUGAGCUUGUUGAUUAGGGAUUCUCAGGACUUGCCGUGAGAUUCUAAGUCCUCGUGGAAUAUCCUUCGUCCCGGCCCUAGGGAGAGCACCUCGCCUGCCGAACACGACGCCCAGCCGCCUCUGUUUCGCUUAGUUUGAAAUAUGGAUGGCGAGCGACCCUCCCUCGACCCUGUCUUCACUUACCCCUCCACCGCAUCCUCGCCCCAACCCUCCUUCCCUCCACCUAUCCACUACUACUGUCCCUCCUCCCUCCGCUUCUUCCCCUCCUCCACCAUCCGUCCAUCUCUUCCUGUCACCCUCACCUCCUCCUCCUGCUUUCUCUCCCUCUCUUCCCCUUCCCUCCAUUCCUCCCCAUCCAUCCAGUACACCGCCCGUAUUUUUUUUUCUUUUUUUGGUAGUGGAAAUAAAAUUGUUUACAAGAAGUACUACACGAUGGACAUUUAUAGACCCCCGUUUUUUUUUUGUUUUUUUUGCCGUAGCAUUGUUCGUGCUUAGCCAGUAAGGAUGUAAAAAGUACCGAGAAGGCUGUGUGACAGUCUUGGUGUGUGUCCGCGUGUGCGUAGACAUGUGUGUACCCACGUGUCUUGUGUGAACUAUGGUGUCGCUGGAAGCCUUUCUUUUGUUUUUGUUGGGGGUGUGGGGCGGAGCGCACUGUUCCCCCGCCCCCCCAUGCCCCCCUCCCCUCGCGACCCCCCAUAGUUGUAAAUGAAUACUACCCCCAUCCUGCCCCCCUCCCCUCCCUCACCCCCCACACACAUUCCCACAGUGAAGUGUACGGGCGAAAAAUGACCCUCCUCUUCCUCCUCCUCCUCUUCCUGAUCCUUUCCUCUCCUCCACCUCCUCCUCCUCCUCCUCCUCUUCCUCCUCCCCCCCCCCACCCCCCUCGUCCACUUCUGCUGUGUUGAUCUGCUCCUGCUGUUGUUAUAUGCUGAUGCUGCUACUGCUUUGUGCCACAGCUGAUCAGGGGGUCUGCUGUCUCUCCCUCACUCUCCCUCUUCCUCCCUGGCGGUGGUGUGUGUGUCUUUCUGCUCAUUAUAAUUAUUACCAUCAUUUAUUAUUAUUAUCAUUAUUAUUAUUGUUCAGGAUGAUGUGCCUUCGUGUGAUGUUGUAGUGAAGAAAGUUUUUAUUUGAUCUGAAGUUUGGUCUUUUUUUAACUUCUCUCGUGUGAGGAAAUGGAACACCCACAACCCCUUGAUUUCCUUCCUCCUCCUCCUCCUCUUAUAGUUUAAUACUUUGUUUCGGAUGAGAAAUUGUGAUGUACCGUGUAGCUCCAUCCCCCUCCCACACACUCCUCUCUUCCUCCUCCUCCUCUUCCUCCUCCUCUUCGUCCCCCUCAUGUCAGAUUUUUGUUGUUUUGGCUAAGAAUUCAAGAUGUACCGUCUAGCCCCCCUCCCUCCUAACCUUCUCCUCCUCCCCCUCUUCCUCCUCCUCCCUCGCCCGCCGUGUCCAGGGAGGGAAGAGGAAGGCGGCGGCGGUGGCGGCGACGGCGUCAGUGCAAUAAGUGGUCUGUCUUGGAUGUUAACGAUGUUUGCUUCUUGCUUGUUUGUUUUUGUUUUUAUUGUCAUGUAUAGUGCUGUGGCCAGUCCCCCCCCCCCCCCUCUCUCUCUCUCUCUCUCUCUCUCUCUCUCUCUCUCUCUCUCUCUCGCUCUCGCUCUCGCUCUCUAAAAGUUAAAGAACAUAUGUGUUACGAUUGACUCACGUGUGUGUGUGUGUGUGUGUUCAGUCUGGUAUCGAACACCUGUCAGUGAUUAGAGGGACGCACAGCCACCAAGGGCAUGUAAGUGGAUGGCUGACUGGCUGGCUGGCUGGCUGACGCACGGCUACCUGACUGGCUGACUGGCUCUACGCACGGCCACUGGAAGGGUUAAUCUGCCGGCGCUACGACCCCGAAGCGACGACCUGAAGGGUACAUCCGGCAGCUGACACACAGCGAAGCCCCCUCAGGGUAACCUCCAGGCCCCUGCCCUUCCCCCCCUCUCCCUAACUCCCGCGAUGGUCAGGGUCACGGGGUCAACCAGCAGGAGGGAGCGCUGACCCCCCUUCUCCCCCUUCCCCUGCUCGGUAAUUUCGCUGCGUCGACGUCGGAAAUCCGCGGUGUGGAUGCGGUUUUUGGAUCAUUUUUAUUAUGUACGCGGAGCGAGGUACACACACACACACACACACACACACACACACACACUCAUACCGCGUUUGACGUCAGCGCUUCCUCCGGUUGCGCCAUGUUCAACGCGCGCGUGUGUGUGUGUGUGUGUGUGUGUGUUCGCGCAAUCACCAGUCACUAAGUUUGGAGGAGCCACGUGCUUGUCUCUGGUCAGUUUUCGGUUAAGAAGAAAUAACAAAAAUACAAUUGACUCCAACCCUCCUCCCCCUCCCCCUCCCUCCCCCCCGUCUCGCCACUUCACUUCCCGCCUGGUAAAAAAGCUAAUCGGAGUCAACCUUCCGUAAUCGCCAGGGCCUCACGCUCGGUCGCUUUUCUUUUGUUUCUCUGCUACCGCCGCCUUUGUGACAUGCCCUCCACCCUCCCUUCGUUCCCUCACUCCCCCGCUGCUGGCUCGUGCGCUACCGUCGCCAGCCACUCGUGUUAUGCCGGGGAGCGCGCUUUUGAGUCACCCUUGCUCCGAUUAGUGCUUUAGUGAGUCCUUGUUCGGGAUGGACUCGCGGUAACCGUCAGUAAAUGUUGAAGCAGUCACAUUAUGCGGUAGUUUCACGUGUGUGUCAUUGAUGCGUAGCCCAAGAGUCAUCAUUCGUGGUCUUACUCUCAACUGACUCGAUAAACGUUCAGGAGUCAUCGCUGAAGACGUUUGGUGUGAUUGAAAAACGUUGCCUCGAUGAGUUACGAUCGUCGCGUCCUGGGUCCAGCGGGUGACACGAGACACGAGUGACAGUCUGUCCUGCGCCUCUCCUUUCCUCCCUUUCCUCCGCGCGUCCGUCCACCUGCCCAUCCCAGGGUUACCAGCUCAUCCCUUCCUCCCCUUUCCUCCGACGCCGACAGCUGCAUCCUUCACCGCCACCACCAUCACCUCCCCCCCGCCUUCCCUCACCAUCGUGCUCGCCAUCUGGACCCUCGGAAAGCCGCAGACGACUAGCGUGAACUGGACUUAGUGUCUGAGAGAGAGAGAGAGAGAGAGAGAGAGAGAGAGAGAGAGAGAGAGAGAGAGAGAGAGAGAGAGAAUGUUUACCUGUACUUCAGCCAUUGUUAACUUUUUUACUUUCCAUUCUUACCCUUUUUAAUACUUUCUCUUGCUUCAUAAUUUCAUUCCUCUCCUUGGCCCUCCCUCCCUUCCCCCCCCUCCCUUCCCCCCUCCCCAGCCUGUGAGGGGGACUGGCUUGCUGCUGCUCUAGCUCUCCAGAGGCAGGGACGAAUGUUGCAAUAAAUGGAUGCCGCUCCAGUAAAGAUUAUUAUGAUAUUUGCUGCUAUUAUUGUUAUUAUUAUUAUUAUUAUUAUUUCAUCAUUGUCAUACACAUCCCCUAUUUACUCUCUCUCUCUCUCUCUCUCUCUCUCUCUCUCUCUCUCUCUCUCUCUCUCUCUCUCUCUCUCUCUCUCUCUCGUUCUUGGUCUCUGUAACACGAUCCCUCCCGCCGGUGAGGUGACAUCUUUCCCUCAGUUCUUCCUCCCCCGCUUCCCUUCCUCCGCCCCCGCCCUCCCCCCUACCCAUGCUUACCCUGAGGGACUCCGGGCCCAACCCUAUUACAAGGUCUUCCAAUGUUGAGAUGAGGACUGAGUCAGCGGUCCAGAGUAGUGAGUUGUAUCCUUUAGCCGUAAGCCGUUUGUGCCCUGUCUGUCUGUCUGUCUGUCUGUCCUCACGAAUUAUUUGAUGUCGGGGGUGGGUGUGCUCUCGGGCGUCUGUCAUCUCAAAGCGAGUGUUCUCAUGUUAUUAUUUCCUGUAUCUCUUUUAGUGUAUGUGUUUGUUUCCUCCCCGUUCAUGAAGUGAGGACCCAGCGUCGGUUUGUGAAAGGGGAAGGGUUUCUUGUGUUCUGGUUCCAAUGAUUUUUCUUUCCGUGUAUAUUCGUGUAAGAAAAAUUUAUUCUCGUAAAAGUUGAACGCCCUCAAGGCCAUGACGUGCUGCAAUGAGGGAAAACUAAACUCUCCAGAAAAAAAAAAUAUGAUUGCAAAAGUGGAAUCUAUCGGUUUGGUAUUAAGUGAAGGCAUUUGCACACGAGUAUAUUCGGUGUUUUCUCCUUUUAUGUACAUUUUCUCGUUUACGAAGUGAGGAGCGUCUGCUUUCUGGAAGGGGAAGUGUUACUUUUUAUCAGUUCCAAUAUUUUUCCCCCCCAAAUGUGAUUCCUUUUUACUCCUCCUCAGUCGUGAUGCUUCCAUGAUUGUUGUUAUUUUCAAGCCCUUUACCAAUAUCAUACUACUACGCCCAUUCCCUACUACUGUUUGUGUUUAUCGAUGCAAUAAUACAUUCCGAUACACUUGUUUGUUUCUGCUGUAAUUUUGGGUUUUUUUGCUAAGCCUCGAGAGACUGGAGUGCGGGGUGCUUCCUUGUAUGUAUGUUAACAGCUCGUUUUGUCCUCAAGUAUAUUAAUGUUUACCAUGAAGUUGCCUGUGAUGGGAACCUGUAUCUCGUUCUCCUUGACUUUUUUUCAUUAUUAUUAUACUUUUUACGCUUGGGUUAUGUCUGUCGUUCGAUUUUGGAAGAAAGUGUUUUCUCUCACAUGAUAUAUCCAUAGUUAUUCGCUGCGCCCUGUUGCCUCCCCUCUCUGCUCCUUCUCCCCAAGACAAAAAAACGGCAAGCAAGGGUUUAAAAAUAUAUAUUCACUUCGUGUUGAUCAGAUUGUUAUGAUCGAUGAGGUCCAGAGAUUCAGUCCCCCCUUUGCCUUACCUGUGUGAUAAAAGGUGUUCCGUUGUGUCACUAGCGGCUCCCCCGUGUGUGUGUGUGUGUGUGUGUGUGUACGUGCGUGUGUCUGCGAGGAAGGUUGACUGCGUGUGGCCAGCAUCCGCGUCGCUUUUACCAGCUCACUUGUCAAAUUGUACCAAGUUUUUGUGAUUUUUUAAAGUAAGGAUUUUUCUGCUUCACGGAGAUACUUUGAAGUUUGUUGAUGGUUUGCCUGCUGCGAGGUGUGCUUGUGUGCGUGUAGCGCCGCUAGGUGGGGCCCUGUGACCAACGGUAUACGAUCUUUUUAAACUGUAUCAGAAACUCUAUGCAAAUUUACUACUGUAGGAUCAGCUGGUCUUAAUAAACGUUAUUUUAUUAUUGCCAUA